Molecule: messenger RNA, 4621 nt
Organism: Doryrhamphus excisus (bluestripe pipefish)
Lineage: Eukaryota; Metazoa; Chordata; Actinopteri; Syngnathiformes; Syngnathidae
Source: RefSeq, a predicted model, not a curated record
GCUCAGACACUCGCCGUCGUUCUUCGGCUCCUGGUAGAUCUGAAAUGAUGACGAGGAGGAGAACCAAAGAUUAGCGGCACAUUCCCACUUCCUUCCGUUGUCUUCGUGUGAUCUUAAUAACCGGAAAUGGGGAAUAAGCAUAAAUAUCAUCCACAACAACGCGGACCGAGUUGUAGUGUGUGACACCCCGGAAGGCUACGCUCAAAUCCCGCUAUGAGCUCAUGGAAGAGAGGCUGGAGUGUUGAGUUCCACACCGGACGUGACGUUGUCAAGAUGGCUACGCCCUGCAACUACUAUAUUGAUGAGCGCUUGGCGUUUUAGGACAGCGGAUAAAAGAAUUCAAAGGGCGAUUGCUACACAUGAGAAUGUUGGUGAGAAUCUAUACAUUGGUCACAUCUUCUUGUUGCUGUGAAGCUCCAGACCACCCACACUGCUCCCACGGUGUGUACACAAUAUGCACCAGAGCAGAACGUUCAACUCGGGAAGCGACAGGAAACAGAUUCACUCUGAAAAUGCAUCUCUUCUUACUAAUUGCGUAAAGAUGAACUAAAGAGCUCCAACCGCUGGACAUCGGUGUCAACAGGGCGUUGAAAGUGACAUUGCGAGCGGCAUGAGAGCGAUGGAUUAAAGAUGGCGAAACACGAAGGCACCACCGGAUGGAUUCCGUGCAAUACAGGUGAAAUAUUAUUUCCCGUCAUGGCAGCAGGAAUAAUGGAUGAACCUGGUACGUCACAUUCCAACCAUCACGCAUGUGUAUGUUACUAUAUCCGCGGGCUCCACUCACCGAGUCGUGAUCGGCCCCACGUCACUUCUGACGCGACACCGGCUCGCCUUCGUCUGCACCUCCUUGGUAACUCCACGGAGCUUCAUCAUCUUCAUCGUCAGUAGCAGUCGCAGCAGCAGCAGCAUCAACAGCAUCACAUCCGCAUCUCGGCACGCGACUCCAAGCCUGGUAUGGACACCCACGGUGGGCACUGAGCAUCCAGGAACCAUGCCCACUGUCCUGUCCAGUGGCAGGGGGAAACUUUGCUUUGGAUUUCUGCACCGAUGCUCGUUUUCCUCUCAGGUGACAAGAGGCCGACACAGCUGUGCCAAAGAUAUUUGGGGGGACAUGACUCAGUCCUGCAGGCCAUCGCAGCAAGCCUUAGGAGGUGACCAGGCUCAACGAAUCCUCUUCAACCCUGCGGAUGGACAGCAGGCGACCACCCAACAGAGGCACGGUCAGGGGGACGCUCCGCAACGAACGACCCGUCACCCCCAUGUGGCGCCCCACAAGACGAUGCUUGUUGAUGACCUAAAACUGAGCAGUGAUGACGAUGACACCCAAAGGGCAACACAUCAAUCAGCUUCCUGGGAUGGACAAAGGAGGGUGAGACAUUCCAGCUCAGACUCCACGCGAUCCAACUCCACCGUGGAAUCAGGCAGUGGCAGCCUCCGUUCCCGCAGCUCCAGCCCAGUUGCCGCUUCACCUUCCGAGAGCAACAUCAAGGAGCCUGAUCGUCCUCCUUCCGCCCAAUGGCAAUUGGAUAAGUGGCUGAAGUUCCAGAAAAAAGCCGGAAGAAGUGAACGUUAUUCCACAGAGAGCAUUCCUGAGCACCCUCCAUCGUCACCCACCCUACGAGCCCCGUCUCCAGCAAGAUGCUGGGACAACAAUCAGGAAUACAGCCCUAGCCAAAGCCCCAUUCCCAGCCCGCAAUUGAGCUACAGGCCCGGCAGUCCCUUACCGAGUCCGGGUUACAGCUUCUGUCCAAGCCCGAUUCCCAGCACGUGUCCAAGUCCUAGCAACAGCACUAGGUACAGUCCCAUCCCGAGUCCAGCUCCCACUGUUGUCCCUAGUCCACACGGGACCCCAAGAGCACAGCACAGCCCAGUCCAGAGAGACCCUCCAGGAAGUCCUUUGCAGGGUUACAAUUACCCUGAGGUUGAAAGACUCACGACUAAUCCCCACCGGACAAAAAGUAGGUCACGGAUUGGCCCAUUGUGUAAUAGUACAGAACCUCCCCAGCACAGGCCCAAGUCGAGACCAACAGCAGACCAAGACCACAGACAAAAUAAAUCCAAAGCGGUUUUAAACUCCAGCGACAGUCACAACCACAAAUCGAGACCUCAGAACAGUUUGCAUCCAAGCACUAAAAGACCAGGCAAACACACAUCGUCACAGAGUGAGCAGAUCCAGGGCGGCAGGCCUGGCCACAGCUCCAACCACAAAACUCCAAGACCUCCAGUCCAACACAAAACAAAACACCACUUUCCGACCGGUUGUGAAACCAACCCCGGUCAAGGUUCUUGUUCCCAGUUGAGGUCAAAAGCUACCAGUAAUUAUCACUCAAGAUCCAGUCCCAACCUGGGACCAAGGGCCAAGUCUUGGGAGUCCAAAGCUCUCAGUGCUGUGCAUGUUCAUUCUUCGAAAACAUCACACCAGCAACUCCAGUCCAAGAAACGUGAGGUGGUCCAACAGGAGGUUUUUCUCACUGAAGCUGAAGAGAGGAAACACAGACAGAAAGAGGACAAGCACAGAGACUCAGAGACAAGGAAAGACAGGAGGCUGGCGGAGGAGCAGCUGCUGAGACGCCACUGGAUCGAGAGUUCCGCAGAAGACGAGGAGAAGGAAGAGGAGGAGGAGGCAGGGGCUAUCGAGAGGCAGAGGAGGAGAGACAAGAAGACAAAGGAGAAACAACAAAUCCGCUCCAAAGAGAGACACCCCCAAAGAAAAAACGAGAACCGGCGAGACCCUUUACCGUCACCUUCAUCCUCUGCCUCUUCACAUUCAGAUUCGGAAUUCCAGCCUCAAGUUACCAAGGUUCCUGCGGACUCCACUUCACUCCGCAAGAGAGGCCAACACGGCCCCGGCAGACCUGAUGCUAGCAAGUCCAAAGGAACCGAUCAGGGUCAGGAGAGCAAAACCAGACAAAAACUUUACACUCUGGUCCCGUUUGGGCGAAGCGACCAAGCCGCAGAAUCUUCUCACCGUGGUCUGAGGAACCUUGUAGUCCAGAUAGACCUCUGUCUCCUCAGGAGGGUCCCAGACACCGCUCAUAAUUUCAAGACCAAAGCUCCUUCUUCCUCCUCAAAAGAAAAGCAAAAAGAGACUAUGAAACAUCUCUACUUGCCAGAUUCUGUCUCCAAAGACAGUAAAAGGAAACGGAAGUUGGAGAAUGGAAUGUCACACAAAGACAGCAAGAGGAACCCGCCCCACGCCAAAGACGUCCCCAGACGUACAGAAUCGACAUUUCAUCCAGCUGAGCGUGGCUUUUCAACCGAAACCACACACAACGGAUAUUUAGAGGAGUACUUAGACAGUAAGGGGCCACUGUCUCCUUUGUCGCCACUGUCUGAUGACCCAGAUUCCAUCGGUUCGUCAUCCAAAACAAAAAAUGGUGAUGUGCAUCAUAUUGGUCACACACACAAGAACAAAGAUAAGAACAGAGAUUCAGGACCAGAGCCCAAGAUGGAGGUGGAAUGUGUCAAAGUGUCCAAGCAUUCUUCAUCAGAGUCCUGGGGCCCUGCUGGUCGCAGGGCGGCGAUACCUAACCCAGAGACGCCUCACCAUGCUGAGUACUACUUACAUGAAGCUAAAAGGAUGAAACACCGUGCAGAUGCAAUGGUGGACAAGCUGGGUAAGGCCGUGAACUACGUGGACGCCGCUCUGUCGUUCAUGGAAUGUGGCAAAGCAAUGGAGGAAGGCCCACUGGAGGCUAAAUCUCCUUACACCAUGUACACGGAGACGGUGGAGCUUAUAAGGUACGCCAUGAGGCUAAAGAGCCACUCCGGCCCCGGAGCACGACAAGAAGACAAACAGCUAGCGGUUCUCUGCUUUCGAUGUCUUGCCCUCCUUUACUGGCAGAUGUUUCGUUUAAAAAAGGACCAUGCACUGAAAUACUCCAAAGUACUACUCAACUAUUUUAAGACUUCACCCAAAGUGCCUGCAAUGCCAUCCUGCUGGGACAACACUGGCAAGGAUAUGGAAGGACCCCCUGCUUCUCUCUUGCCCAAUGCCAAACACCUCAAGAAGGGUUCACAUGGGGACAACGCCUCCCUGUCACUUAUAAGCAUUCCUCAGCGUAUCCACCAGAUGGCAGCAAACCACCUGAACAUCACCAACAGUGUCCUGUACAGCUACGAGUACUGGGAGGUAGCAGACAACCUUGCAAAGGAGAGUAAAGAGUUCUUCAAUUACUUGAAUACGCUGUCGGGGCCGCUGACGCUUCACAGUAGCAUCGCUCAUGCAGUCCAGUACACCAGGCAAGCUCUUCAGUGGAUACGCAUCAGUGCCAAACUUAACUAAUAAGAAGAAUUUUCCACUAGAGCUCUCCAGUGGAUUUGUCAUCAGGGUAUUCCAGUGUGGAAAUGAGCAAUUUUGGACUCUCUCGCUUCCUUUGGAUGAACCUGGAGAGAUGUGCAUUGUAAUGUGAAGCCUCUAAUCCUUUGCCAAAUGUCCAAUAGUGACAGAAACAGGACUUGAUCACUGUAUUGUCGGCAAAUUAAGGGCCUUCCAUACUUUAGCAAUGGUCUUCAAUGGUCCAAACAAGGAAAAAACAUUCACCACUUUUCCAAAAAUUGCCUUGUUGGAGAAUUUCAAUGUCUUAUUUAGGUAGCUAAUAUUUUCAUAAAAUUUGUUUUA